UGAGGCUUUAUCUCUGGCCGUUGGUCCCAUCAUCCUCUGUGGCACCAGCUCCCUCGGCCAGCCAGGAUGGGGCAGUCAACUGAGAGCCAGAGCCACAGAGGUAAUGGUGACUUCAGCCUGGGCUAAAAGGAAUGAGACUCUGGGCCUGCGGCUGACGAGCAGAUGGUGGAGGUACCAGGUCAUGAUCUGUAUCCUCUGACCUCUAAAACUGACGUUCUGUCCUGACCUGCUUACCCAAGCCAUGUCUGAACCAGCCCGAGCCUCCACAAGCCAGGAGCUGCCCCCAGGCGUGCUGGCCGAACAGGUGGAGCUUUGGUGGUCCCAGCAGCCACGGCGCUCCUUGUUCUGCUUCACUGUGGCUGUGGGCCUUGUGGCAGGCUGUGGGGCAGGCGGCGUGGCACUGCUGUCCUCCACCAGUAGCCGCUCUGGUGAGUGGCGCCUAGCAACAGGAACCGUGCUCUGCCUGCUGGCCCUGCUGGUUCUGGUAAAGCAGCUGAUGAGCUCAGCUGUGCAGGACAUGAACUGCAUACGCCAAGCCCACCACGUGGCCCUGCUGCGCAGUGGUGGAGGAGCCGAUGCCUUAGUGGUGCUGCUCAGUGGCUUGGUGCUGCUGGUCACUGGCCUGACCUUGGCUGGGCUGGCUGCUGCACCUGCCCCUGCUCGGCCCCUGGCCGCCAUGCUGUCAGUGGGCAUUGCCCUGACCGCAUUGGGCUCAUUCCUGCUGCUGGGCUUGCUGCUGUAUCAAGUAUGUGUGAGUGGACACUGCCCUCCCCUCCACGGGGCAGCCUCUGGGGUGCCCCGUGGUGGCACUAGCAGCAUCUUCAGCAUCUCAGGACAGCUGUCUGCUGGCCAGCGCCAUGAGACCACAUCCAGUGUCGCCAGCCUCAUCUGACCAGCCAGAGCCCUCCUUCGCACAACCUUCUUUGGUGUCUACAGAACUCUGCCAAGGCAUGUGCUCACACGUGCAUGAGUGUGUGUGUGUGUGGUGUGUGUGUGUGUCCGUCCCAGGGCCUUCUGUGUAUGUCAGCGCUUCUGUGGGACUGUGUGAUCCAGAACCACAUAUCCAUAGCGUGGGAAAGUGAGUGUGUCCCUUCUUAAAACUGUGUUUGUGUCCAUGAACUGUCCCUCUGCCUGUCUGGGGCUGGGGUCCCUAGGCAGAGAAACGUCUAUGACCCCUGAAGAUUCUUGACUCCUAUUUCCAACACUCCUCAUCUCCAGUUCACCUUGUAAUACCUGCCAGGUAUUACAUAGGUGUUUCCAUAGAGAUUGUCUUUUCCCCGCCCCUGGGACUGCACCUGCGACUGCUCAUCGAGAAGAGUUCUGCGGGUAAAGCAGAGGGAACGUUGGCUCCAGACUAAGAUGCACCUGGAGUGGAAUCUUGCUUUGAACACUUUGCAGCUGGGCAACUCGAGCAAGUCAUUUACCCUCACUAGGCUGUUUCUUGAGGUUCAGGUUGCCAUCAACUGUGAGGAGCAAAUGUCAUCAUGAAUGGAAGGACUGGCUCAUAGCAGAUGUGCAAUAAAACAGGGCUGCUAUUGUCAUUGUCAUUGU
Messenger RNA from Fukomys damarensis (Damara mole-rat), 1551 nucleotides. RefSeq names its product transmembrane protein 125 (gene Tmem125). NCBI's taxonomy places the organism in Eukaryota, Metazoa, Chordata, Mammalia, Rodentia, Bathyergidae. The coding region runs from base 242 to 892 and encodes 216 amino acids. The record is from RefSeq and is a predicted model, not a curated record. The transcript is spliced from 2 exons.